CAGCCUGACUUCCUAGAAUGGCGUUAAGCUGACGUCAGAGGUUUAGGGUUGGCGAAGGUCUGGAGAGAACUGAUGGGGUGUUAUUAAAAAAAGGAGGGCCUCAUCAUGUACACGCUGCUCUCCGGGCUGUAUAAAUACAUGUUCCAGAAGGAUGAGUAUUGCAUCCUUAUCCUGGGUCUGGACAAUGCCGGCAAAACGACAUUUUUGGAGCAAACUAAAAUCAGAUUCAGUCGGAAUUACAAGGGGAUGAACCUUUCUAAGAUCACAACCACUGUGGGACUAAACAUUGGCACCAUCGAUGUAGGGAAGGUCCGGCUGAUGUUCUGGGAUCUUGGCGGACAGGAUGAGCUGCAAUCUCUGUGGGACAAGUAUUAUGCAGAGUCCCACGGAGUCAUUUACAUGAUCGAUUCCACGGAUGAGACUCGUCUGUCGGAGUCAAAGAGGGCGUUUGAGAGGAUGAUUUGCAGUGAAGCUCUGGAGGGGGUUCCCAUCCUUGUGUUGGCAAACAAACAAGAUGUAGAGGGCUGCCUCUCGAUUCCGGACAUCAAGACGGCUUUCAGCGACUGCAUCAACAAGAUCGGAAAAAGAGACUGCCUGACUCAGGCCUGCUCGGCGCUGUCUGGGAGAGGUGUCAAUGAAGGGGUGGAGUGGAUGGUGAAAUGCGUGGUGAGGAAUAUUCAUCGCCCUCCUAGGCAGAAAGACAUAACAUAGAACGUAUCGGAUCUCAGCAACUGGAAGCAAGUGAUUCUAGAGCUCUGGCAAAGAAAAGGGGCUCUGUAUGUGGAACAGACUUGAUAUCUUCAUAUCUGGACGCAAACACCUUGAAUGGGCUGGUUUUAACUUUUGUAUCAAAAUUGAGUAUAUAAAUGUAUUUAUGUGAUUUAUUGGCUGGAUGACGUCUGUUCCAUAUUCCAUAGCUCCUCUCCAACUGUUCCUUAUGAGCUCCACUUUUUUAGCACUGUCGUCUCUUACCCGCGCAAGCUCCGGUGCUCCUGGGAGAUCGAGAGGACGGCCAUUGUGGUUCCUCUAUGGUGGUUUGUGUGUAAUACUGAGCAGUUAUUUGUGAGUUAACCUAGCAUAUACUACUUCUGUCCAUGUUUGAUCUUAAAUUGUGAUUUGUCUACUAUCCAAAUUACUGUGUCUGGAAGGAGGGGGACUGUCGAGUUUGAUAAUUUGGCAUUAAGAGAAUUUCUAGGUCACUGGUAUUUGAUUUGAAUUUGGCUUAAUCUUUAACUAACGUGGUUGGCUUGCUCUGUAUUUCAAAACACUCCUAUCAGAAUAUACUCACCUGCUGGGCAGAAGAGACACUACUAAUAAAAUUGUCACCCUAA
Messenger RNA from Pelobates fuscus (common spadefoot toad), 1331 nucleotides. It is a transcript of the gene ARFRP1, whose product is annotated as ADP ribosylation factor related protein 1. Gene Ontology annotation, cellular component: Golgi apparatus. Gene Ontology annotation, molecular function: GTP binding; GTPase activity. The record is from RefSeq and is a predicted model, not a curated record. The transcript has 8 exons. NCBI's taxonomy places the organism in Eukaryota, Metazoa, Chordata, Amphibia, Anura, Pelobatidae. The coding region runs from base 106 to 711 and encodes 201 amino acids. Gene Ontology annotation, biological process: protein localization to Golgi apparatus; intracellular protein transport; Golgi to plasma membrane protein transport.